Messenger RNA from Coregonus sp. 'balchen', 706 nucleotides. The record is from the annotation of a GenBank genome assembly. Lineage: Eukaryota; Metazoa; Chordata; Actinopteri; Salmoniformes; Salmonidae.
AUGAGUGACAAUGACCUGAAAACUCACCCGUUGGUCGUGUUGGUUUCUGAUAACGGAGAACCCUCACUGUCAGCGACUGUGUCUAUUGAUGUAGUAGUGGUUGAAAGUACAGGUGAAAUCCAGACUCAAUUCAGAGCUGUGCCGAGAAAGGAGGAGAAGUUCUCUGAUUUAAACCUGUAUUUGCUGAUCGCCAUUGCCUCGGUGUCAGUGAUAUUUUUACUGAGCCUCAUCAGUUUAAUAGCUGUAAAAUGCCACGGGACAGACGACAGUUUCAGAAGGUACAGCGCCCCAAUGAUCACCACACACCCUGACGGGAGCUGGUCUUACUCUAAAUCUACUCAGCAGUAUGACGUGUGUUUCAGCUCAGACACACUGAAGAGUGACGUGGUGGUUUUCCCUGCGCCAUAUCCACCUGCAGAUGCAGAAUUGAUCAGUAUUAAUGGAAAUGACACGUUAAACAGAACACAAACGCUUCCUAAUAAAGAGCAGGUAAGAUCUACAUUAUAUACAUAAACGGGCCUAUUUUUCGAUUAAAUUGAAUCUGUAUUGUUCAUUUGUAUUUCAUGCAGUCAAGAUUAUGGUUUUCGAAGUGCCUCUUUUCCAGAAAUCAGCCCUCCACUCGAGAGUUGUCACAUUGGCUUUGUUUUGCUCUGUGUCUGGCUUAAUAGAGCGAGUGUUGCUGUCCAAGGUGCUGAAGGCGCGCUAA